This is a messenger RNA of Penicillium manginii, 909 nucleotides long. RefSeq lists its product as uncharacterized. The transcript has 2 exons. NCBI's taxonomy places the organism in Eukaryota, Fungi, Ascomycota, Eurotiomycetes, Eurotiales, Aspergillaceae. The record is from RefSeq and is a predicted model, not a curated record. The coding region runs from base 1 to 909 and encodes 302 amino acids.
AUGUCGAACUUCGUGCACAAAGUCAAAGACGCUAUAACAGACCACGACAAACCCGUAACUCGCAGCCAGGCCUCCGAGAACCGUACCCAAAAUACAGCAAAUCCCUUCACGUCUACCUACAAGGGCCAGAACGCCCCAGCCCCAGGAAUGAAUAACCCCGAUACUGCAACAGAGUCCUACACUAGCACCCAGCCCAGUUCUAACAUUCGCAACUCUUCCUCGGCGCCUGAUACCUCCUCCAGCGCUAGCUCCCCCGAUAUCAACGCAGGACCGCAUAACUCGAAGAUCGCUAAUAAAAUGGACCCGCGCGUUGAUAGCGAUCUAGACCACCGCGCUCAAGCUCAAGCCCCGAUCGGAUCUCAGAGGCAAACUGGUACUACCAACAUGGGCCGCAUGGAUCCGAGCAAUACAGCUCAGCAGCAGCGCAUGAAUCCGAAUACCAUGCCAACUCAACAGCAAGGCAUGAAUCAAAACGCCAUGCCAACUCAACAAGGCCAAGGUCUAGACACCCACAGCUCAAGCGAAGACACAUUCAGCAAGUCAACAAAAGAACACCACACCCAGCAUCAACCAGGCCAAUUCGGCUUCGACAAUAGUCCUACCCUCGGCCAGGAACAAACUUUCGAUGAAGACUUCAGCUCCUCGACCCAGGAAAAUAAGUCUCAUAAAUCUACUAGCCAUGUUGCUCCUUGUACCACCGCGGCUGGUGGGCAGCAGCAAAUGGCUCAGAGUAGUAGUGGCCAGCCAAUGGCCCAGGGUAGCGGCGGGAACUUUGGCGGAAGUGCAGUUGGUGGUAGUAGUAGUGUGAAUGCGGCGCCGGAUCAAGUGCAGUAUAACCCGCGCCAGAAAUUUAGGACUGAGGAUGGUCCAGUGCAGGGGAAUGUUAGUGACCAGCGUGGGGGAUAUUAA